Molecule: messenger RNA, 5168 nt
Organism: Haliotis rufescens (red abalone)
Lineage: Eukaryota; Metazoa; Mollusca; Gastropoda; Lepetellida; Haliotidae
Product: terminal uridylyltransferase 4-like
Exons: 27
Coding region: 140-4702 (1520 amino acids)
Molecular function (GO): nucleic acid binding; RNA uridylyltransferase activity; zinc ion binding
Source: RefSeq, a predicted model, not a curated record
GGGAGGUAACUCGCAGGAGCAAGCGCCAUGCUCAGAGGUACGGAACUGAAAGCCAAAUAAAUGUUAGAAGAAAUGUAAAGAAAAUACACUCCCACCCAGAAAGACAUUCUGACAGAGUCGCGUGGUUGUAAUAUUUUGGAUGGCAGCACAAGGGAAUGAACACAGGGGGGGCCAGAGAAGGAGACGGAACAGAUCAGCCAAUCAGAGACAGUACGACGAUGGGAGUGGCAGGAAUGGUUCCUAUGAUGACUCCCACCACCAAGGAGCCUACCAGCCCAUGGGAGGAGGCGGAGGGGGUGGACAUUAUCACCAGAUGGAUCAUCCACCUUCCUACCAUCCGGGCAACAGAGCAUUGGCUCUAGACCCCAGGACAGGCCGUCCGACUGUGAUGCCCUACCAACCCCAUCCCCAACACUCAGGAUAUCCUGGCCCCCCUAGGCAACACAGCCAGGGCCCCAGUAACCCACAGAACGAUGGUGGGGGUGGGCAGAAGAAGAAUAGGAACAGAGGGAAGGGGAGGGAGAAACAGCAGCAGCCUCAGCAACAACAACAGCCCCAGCAGCAACAGACAAAACAGCAACAGCCACGACAGCCGCAGCAGCAGCAGCAGCCCAAGUUGAAAGGAAACCAGGCUGUUAAGGGUCAAGAUCAGAGUUCAGUGAAUGCAUCUAGUGGAAGUAAUGGUGGAAGCAGGAACGUUGGCCAGCAGAACAAGGCAGUGCAGGAGAAUAGGAAGAAAGGGGGAGCUGAUGAUUCUGAAGAAAAGGUUGAUGGUUCCACCCUAAGGGAAAUGGAAAAACAGAAAGUGUUUCCCUUGAAAAAGAAAUCAGUGAAGUUCCCAAGAGCCAAGUUUUUCUGUCGCCUGUGUGAGUACCAUCUGGACAGGGUGCAGGACUACCUCAAGCAUGUGUCGGAGCCAAGGCAUAGACGGAGGAAGGAGGUGACAGAAUCGGAGAACACACUACGGUACAUGCCCCCUCCCACCCAGAAGCAGGUGCUUGCCCUGGACGAGCUGCUGGAGUCAAUACACGCUGACCACGGCCUGACCCAGGAGGAGGUGCAGCAGAGAAAGGAUAUUGUCAACAGGGUGGAGGACUUUAUUCACAAGCAGUUACCUGGGGUGUCUCUCCAGCUGUAUGGCUCCUCCCUCACUGGCUUCGGCCUCAAGUCCAGUGAUGUCAACAUCGAUCUCUAUGCAGCCGAUAUGGAAGGUCUACCCAAAAAACUGAUCGAGGUUUUCAACAUUCUCAAAACUGCAGAGGAUCAAUUCAUCAACAUACACAGCGACUUUUCGGCCAAGGUGCCAGCUGUGGUCUUCAUCGACCCAGACACAAAACUGGAGUGUAAGAUGACGAUCAACAGUCGCCCAGCGACGGCAACAAGUCAGCUUCUAGCUGUGUACAGUGAGAUGGACCCAAGAGUCAGGAAGCUAGCUGUCGCCUUUAGAUACUGGGCCAAGGUGUGCCGUCUCGAUGUCCAGAGUGAAGGCACCUUGCCGGCCUAUGCCACGUCACUGAUGACGGUUUUCUUCCUACAACAACUGCAGCUCCCAGUAUUACCUGUUUUGGCGUCGAACCUACCAAAAAAUAUUGACACUGAUGUAUCCAAUGCAUGGUUGGAGAGGAUGCAAGAGGAGGCCAUCGGUUGGCAGAGCAAGAACACAAGUUCUCUGGGGACACUAUGGCUUGAGGUUCUGAGAUACUUCAGCCUUGGCUUCGACACGGCCAUGUUUGUUGUUUGUCUGAGGCAACAUAAGAUGCUGGCUAGGGCAGAGAAGAAAUGGAAUUCCAAGAAACUAGCCAUUGAAGAUCCAUUUUCCCAGAAGAGGAAUGUGGCUAGGACUGUGAGUAACACCAAGAUAUACGAGUAUUUCCAAGACAGUCUGCGGAAAGCCUAUCACUACUUUGGCCUGCCCAGGAGUAAAGGAGGAGGAUCCCUCAUCAGCAAUGAAGUUCUGUCUGGCAUCGUGGAAAAAUCCAGGGGCAGAAAGAAACAUCUGGGUGAGUUUGCUUCUGGAGAUGCAGAGGACACGGAUGAUGACACUGAUGCUGCCCGGGACUCCAGUGUGGAACCAGAGGACCAGGAAGCAUCAGACGUCACGACUGGCGAAGGAGAAUCCUCCCCUGAGAGACAAUUAUCUGACACGUUGCUAUCCCCUUCAGUGAACGAGAGCUGUAGCUCAGUUAGUACAUUAUGCGAGGAGGACUCGUCGAUCAUAUCCGCAGGUGUUAGUAAAAUUUCACUGGAUGACAGCAAAGAAGAACCAGUGCAUUCAGACAUUGACAAAUUCGCCCGGGACUUUGCCUUGAAGGUGGUGCAGAGUGCUGUGCAAGCUGUAUCUUCCAGUGAUACCCUAAGUCAGACGAGUGUGCCAAGUGAGUCCCAGGGCGAAGACAAGGGUGGGUGUGAUGAUGGGGACAAGUCCCAAGGGGAGACAACUUCUGUGAUAAAGGAGAGUGAACAGUCUGUGACUGAAGUUAAGUCUGGGCCCAUGUUGGUCGAGUCGGUGCUAAAGGAACUGAACUUGGAAGAUAAGGAGUGUUUCUAUGAAUUUACAGCAAAGAUUUUAACUGAUGGCAAGGGUCCUGCAAUCAUCUGUGGUUAUUGUGAGAAGGAAGGUCAUUUGAAGACUGCUUGUCCUGAGGACCAGUUGCCCAAACUAGUAAUCCUUCCUCCCGUCAAGAAGGCAUAUGCGAAGAUGCUUUCCGUCACCAUUGAACAAGUUCCAAGGGAUUUUGGCCCAUCCAACAAAGAGAUGAAACAGCGGGACUACAUACUGCAUGAGCUGCAGGACUUCAUUCGGCAGCUCUAUCCAGGUGUUAUUCUCCGAUUAUUUGGAUCAUCCUGUAAUGGAUUUGGCUUCAGAAUGAGUGACCUUGACAUCUGUAUGACCUUCAACCAACACAACAGUGCAAAGGAUGUGAAGUGCACGGAGACGAUAGAGAGGCUAGCUAAGAAGCUGAAGGAGCACAGGGGCCUGUACCAGGUGGUGGCCAUCCCCACGGCCAAGGUGCCCAUCGUCAAGUUCCGGCACAGGGAGAGUCAGCUGGAGGCUGACAUCAGUCUCUACAAUACUCUGGCCCAGCACAACACCAAGCUGCUCCUGACUUACAGUGAGAUCGACCCACGAGUCAGGGCGUUAGGAUACGCCUUCAAGGUCUUUGCUAAGGUGUGUGACAUCGGGGAUGCUUCCCGUGGCAGUCUGUCCUCGUAUGCCUACGUCCUGAUGCUGCUGCACUAUCUCCAGCAGUGCCGGCCGCCCGUCAUCCCCGUGCUUCAGGAGCUGUAUCAUGGCAAAACCAAGCCAGAAUGGAUGGUCGAUGACUGCAAUGCUUACUUUUUUGAGAACAUUGACCAGCUGCCUGCUGUGUGGAAGGACUACGGGAAGAACAGCCUGAGUAUCGGUGAGCUGUGGCUGGGGUUGUUCCGCUACUACACAGAAGAGUUCAACUACAAGGAGCAGGUGGUCAGCAUCAGACAGAAAGCUCCACUCAGCCGCUUUGAGAAACUCUGGAAUGGGAAGUGUCUCGCUAUUGAAGAUCCAUUUGACUUAAAUCACAACCUUGGUGCUGGUCUUUCUAGAAAGAUGAACAAUUACAUCCUGAAAGCUUUUAUUCAUGGCCGAGAGUUGUAUGGGACAGCGAAGGAUGAGCAGUUGAUCAGGCAGAUAUACAGGACCCUUGGGGACUACUUCUUCGACCGGUCUCUACUGACAGAGGGCACUCCCCCAAAUGACCGGGGUUGUCGAGUGUGUGGGAAGAUUGGACACAUUGCCAAAGAGUGUCCUAUUGUCACAAACAGGAAAGAACGAGAGGAACGAGAGCGGCGGCAACGAGAGGAGCGGCAACGAGAAGAUAGGCUGCGAGAUGAGCGGCAACGAGAGGAGAGAGCGCGGGUGAACAAGAAGCCUGAUCAGCCCAUGAACAUGGCACAACAGCAUGGCAUGUCACCUAACGCUCGUCCAGGGAGUAAGUCACAGUCCUCCCCCAGCACCCCAGCUGUCAGUCACAUGGCCACACCCCCAGGCUUCAGGGAGAAGACGAAGCGAUCCCAGUCGAUGCCAGAGAGUGCCAGCUCUACAGCAGCUAAUUUACAGAUGUCACCUCCUCCAGGCUACCAACACAUUCCAAUCUUGUAUGACCCUCAGCAGCAGCAGAUGUAUGUACAGGGCAGCUCCUCCCCGGUAAACAUCCCCCGCAUGGGAGGAGGAGGAGGCGGCCCCCUCAGCCCCACAGGCCAAAGCUGGCCGGACCAGAUGUCUCCUCACCAAGGUCAAUCAGCUUCAGCAAUGCAUCAUGGGAUGACGUCGUCUUCCCUACCCAUGAUGAAAUUGCAUGGACAGAACAACUACAUCCCAGUCCCUCUGUCUCAGGUGCUCAAUGUCCCCACCCAGUCUCCUCCCACCCCCGGGCAGCAGAUCAUGAUGGCCAUCUCCCCCCAGAAGCAGUCCUCCAGGAUGGGGCACUCAACAGGCCUGCCCCAGGGGCCGUACACAUAUGGCCAGCCCAUCCCACAACCCCAGAUGCAUUCGCCUCCACAGCAUGGCUUCGUGCAGGCCCCAGGGUCGCGGAGUGCAGCAGCAGCAGCAGCAGCAGCAUCCAUGAGGCAGGUCUCUCACUCCCCGCAACAAGGCGGAAAUCUAGUCCUCAACAUCACUGUCCCUAAUGAGAUGUAUAACAAUUACAACCACCCCCAGCAAUAGCAGUCCUCUCACCCUCAUCCAACACAGAUGGGACAAGUCAUCUGCCCCUCAUCCAACACAGAUGGGACAAGUCAUCUGCCCCUCAUCCAACACAGAUGGGACAAGUCAUCUGACCCUCAUCCAACACAGAUGGGACAAGUCAUCUGCCCCUCAACAAAGACUAAGGAGACUAGUUCUCUACUCUCAUAUAAAACAGAUGGGACAAGUUUUCUGACCCUCGUCCAAGACAGAUGGGAUGAUUUCUCUUCAGUUUAGUUAGUAUCUAUGACAAUGAACAAUAGCAUUUUACAUAUCUUCAUUUUAAUUAACCAUAUCAGUAUAUUCAGAACUUAGAAGACUAAGAAUUCUUUAUAUAAGUAGGGGGCACGGGUGGCCCAGUCGUCUAAGGCGCCGUGAUUCGCUGUGCAGAGUUGCGUCCCUUGGACACGCCAGAAACCUAUGAUUGUGGGUUCUAAUCCCAGUUCGC